Messenger RNA from Ostreococcus tauri, 855 nucleotides. RefSeq names its product Mitochondrial substrate/solute carrier. Bases 1 to 855 code for a protein of 284 amino acids. Lineage: Eukaryota; Viridiplantae; Chlorophyta; Mamiellophyceae; Mamiellales; Bathycoccaceae. The transcript has 2 exons. The record is from RefSeq and is a predicted model, not a curated record.
AUGCCCCUCCGUCCGCACGAAGAAAUCAUCGCCGGCUUCGUCGCCGGUUGCGCGGAUGCGAUGGCGUGCCACCCCGUGGACGUGGUGAAGACGCAGGCGCACGUGACGAAGGGGACGGUGACGCCGUUCGCGCGGGCGUUGAGGGAGCAAGCGGCGACGCACGGGGUGACAUCGCUCUAUCGCGGCGUCCUCCCGGCGUGCAUGCGACCGCAGGCGCUGUGCAUGUACGUUGGGUUCGAGUGGAGCAAGAAAUUGGUGAGCAAAGACGCGCGGGCGAUGACGACUUCGGAGGCGUUCGCGGCGGGAUGGUUGACGGCGUACGCGGAAAGCGCGUGCGUGACGCCGUUCGAAACGGUCAAAGUGCGGAUGCAGACGAAAGAGAACAUGCAUCGAUACGCAUCGUCGCUGUCGUGCGCGAGAGAAAUAGCACGAACGGAAGGAAUGCGUGGAUUAUACGCGGGAUUUUGGCCGACGUGUCUGCGGAACAAUGUCUUCAAUUCGUGUUACUUUGGGACGAUUCAGUGGUGUAAGGGGUACCUUCCGUCGCCCGAAUCGUUCUCUCAGCAAGCAUCGCAAAAUAUCGGCGUCGGUGUGGUCGCAGGACUCGUCGCGACCGCGUUCAAGAUGCCCUUUGACAUACUGAAGAGCCGAAUGCAGGGACAGGUGCCGAACGCAAGCGGCGCGCUCGAGUACCCAACGAUGACCGAGGCGGCGACGAAGAUACUGCGUACCGAAGGCCCGACCGCGUUCUACAAAGGUACUGCGGUGACCGCAGCGAGAAUAACGCUGGGAUUCCCCAUAUCAUUCGUCGCGUUCGAGGCGGUGGCGUCGUUAUUCGAGGAUGAGAUUCGAUGA